CUUCUUCCGACUUUCCUCACAUCUUCCGGUGAUUUGCUGUCCUCUUUCCUCUCUCCUUCGGCACCAAGGGAAUAAAAACCCCAUCAUCCAUCACUCGCCCAGAAAAAAUCCACCGUGAACCACAAGAGCGGAUAAGAAUCUGCCAUUUUUACACGGAAAGAUGGAAACUUUUUGGCUCGAGAGAUCAUUAUCGACUAAUAGUAGUAGCAAGAGAAGAGCGAUCGAGGAGCUCGUCGAUGGCCGUGAAUCGGCCAUGCGGCUUAAGACCCUUCUCCGUAAACCCUCUGGGAAUAAUGGGUCUCAGCCGGCCGACGAACUUGUCGUGAAGAUCUUGAGAUCUUUCACCGAGAGUAUCUCUGCCUUGAGUUCUUGUGAAGAGAGUGAGGUUCGUGAGGUUAUGUCGCCCCAGAUUGGUGGCUUCGGCGCCGGUUGUGACGAUCAGGGGUCUGAACAUUCCGGCGAGAGUAGGAAGAGGCCGGGCUUGAAAGACGGAAGAGGUUGCUACAAGAGAAGAAAGGAGUCUGAAACCCGCACAACAAUUUCUCCCACCAAGGAUGAUGGUCAUGCUUGGAGAAAGUACGGCCAAAAGGACAUUCUUAAUUCCAAGUACCCAAGGUGCUACUUCAGGUGCACACACAAGAAUGACCAAGGUUGCAGAGCUACCAAACAAGUCCAGAAAAUGGAGGACGACCCCAAAAUGUACCAAAUCACAUACAUUGGCAAUCACACAUGCAGAGAGAUCACGAGGGCCCCACAGAUGAUCACAGACUCUGAUCCCUGGGAAUCCUCUUACACUCCCUCCCGCAACAAUUCGGACACAAAGCCUCUGACCAAUUCUCAGCAAAGUUUUGUCCUCUGCUCAGCUAACAACAGCAUCAAGAAAGAAGAGGAACUAGCGCCAGUUAAGGAAGACACCACAACAACCUCAAGCGACUUGACGGAUAACCUUUCAUCCUUCGAUUCACUUUUGCCCCCAGAACUGAUGGGUUUUGAAUCAUCUGACCCGACCGCCAUGUACCUGUCUGGUGUGGAUGAUAGUCCGCAGAGUUUUCUGGACAUGGACACGAUGGGACGAUUCGGUUUUGAUGGAGAGUUUCCAUUUUACGAGAACUUGCAGUUUUCCUAGCACUCGAUAACACGAGUCAGCAUCGCUUGUAUACUCUUGUUUGUACUGUUUAGCUCCGAAUUCGUCAGCUGUCUUGAGGAAAAACCAGUUUAGGAAUGAAAAAUUUUCGCUCUGCACUCGUGAGAGACUUCGGACUGUGUUGAGACUAGUCUUUUGUACGCCUAAUGGGACACUAAGUAAUGAGAUCUGUUCCUCGUGUACCCCUUUUACACUUGCAAAUGAAAAUUUGUGUGCUUUUUAUGA
This is a messenger RNA of Eucalyptus grandis, 1369 nucleotides long. Its product is annotated as probable WRKY transcription factor 70. Gene Ontology annotation, biological process: regulation of DNA-templated transcription. The transcript is spliced from 3 exons. Gene Ontology annotation, molecular function: sequence-specific DNA binding; DNA-binding transcription factor activity. The record is from RefSeq and is a predicted model, not a curated record. Lineage: Eukaryota; Viridiplantae; Streptophyta; Magnoliopsida; Myrtales; Myrtaceae. The coding region runs from base 161 to 1126 and encodes 321 amino acids.